AUGGGUGUUGUCGCCAAAGGGGCUUGGAUCGUGGGGUGUCGAAAAGUCGAAGGUUUCGGAAUUGCCUUGAACGCCAGCGACUCGCUUGCUUGGAACGCAUUUCCCUCCCCCUCACCCUCAGGGCCACAGCGGCUACCCCCGCCAGCCUUAUUUCAGGGCCCUCCAUCCCACAACGCCUCCAACAUAUCUCUUUCAGUACCGCCAGCUUCAACACUGGCAACACCAGCCGGCACCCAACCUCCGCCCCUCGACCGGAACCAGUCUCGCCGCAGUGAUCGUGCCAACUCGCCCUUUACCUCCAAGCGCCCCUCAAAAAACGAUGUCGACGGAUCAGAUGCCAUUUGGCAGGAGAUGCAAAGCGCUUUAUCCGAGGUUGAAUUGAGCGCAGUAACAAGCGAGCGCGUAUUCGGCGAAAAACACGCUGAAGCAUUGGAGGAUCUGCGCAUGAAACAAUUGAAACUGGCUCAAGCCUGGGCACGUAGUGAAGCAGACGAUGAACUCGUCGAUUCCGGUCGCAAUACCGCAGAUGGAGAAAGCGCUGCUCGACGGCCUGGUUCGGCGGACGGCACCGAUGCUCCAUCGACUGAGCAGCAUUCUACCGGGGACCGUUUCUUACACCAUACGCUUGAUGAGGAGACGGAGAAGGAUAUCAAUCUUGCGCGCAAGCGGCGAGAAGCAAAUGAUCGCUACUUUGACCGCGUCAACCAAGGAGUGCUGGAUGUGGUUGCCAAGCUUGAGGAGGUCUCUCAAGCAAUGCGCACUGUGGAGCGGGAAAGCAAAGAUAUCUGGAGCGACACAGAAAGCGUGACAACGGAUGAAAACUCUACUAACACCGCUCUAUAA
Molecule: messenger RNA, 843 nt
Organism: Penicillium longicatenatum
Lineage: Eukaryota; Fungi; Ascomycota; Eurotiomycetes; Eurotiales; Aspergillaceae
Product: DUF5315 domain-containing protein
Exons: 2
Coding region: 1-843 (280 amino acids)
Source: RefSeq, a predicted model, not a curated record